This is a messenger RNA of Perkinsus marinus ATCC 50983, 1920 nucleotides long. Its product is annotated as Acetylcholinesterase precursor, putative. The record is from RefSeq and is a predicted model, not a curated record. The transcript has a single exon. Lineage: Eukaryota; Perkinsozoa; Perkinsida; Perkinsidae. Bases 1 to 1920 code for a protein of 639 amino acids.
AUGUCUGGUUGUUCGGAAUCGGAAGAUUCUGAGACGGUUACUACUGUUCAGCCUUCGGGUGAGGAGACUACUCAGGCACCUCAGUCCACGAGCUCUCCUACCAGUGCUAUACCCAACUCGGGUGAUGUUAUAACUCAGAAUGGUCCUAUCAUUGGUACUGUCAUCUACAGCGAUAUGGAGAAGCAACAACCUAUUCGACAGGAUGUUGAAGUGUUCUACGGUAUUCCUUUCGCCGAGCCGCCGGUUGGUGAUCUCCGUUUUAAGGCUCCUAGGGAGUUCCGUGAGACCUGGGAGGAGCCUAUCAACAUGACGACUAAGAAAAGUAUGUGUGUACAAAGCAAUGGACGAGGUGACGAAGAUUGUCUCUAUCUCAAUGUCUACCGUCCUGCUAAUGUGACUCAAUCAUCGAGGCUUCCUGUGAUGGCGUGGAUCUAUGGCGGAGGAUAUGUUAAUGGCAAUUCUCUCAGCUAUGAUGGUACUGUGUUGGCAGCGGAGCACAACUCUAUUGUGGUCACGAUGAACUACCGACUUGGGCCUCUUGGUUUCUUGGGUUCGUCAGCUUCCUUCGAAGAGGAGGGUACCACUGGGAACUGGGGUCAGCUCGAUCAGCAACAGGGUCUGCGAUGGAUACAGAAGAAUAUUGCUGCUUUUGGUGGUGACGAGGAUCGUGUUAUGAUUUUCGGCGAGUCGGCUGGUGCCUUCAGUGUUAUGUGGCAUCUAGCAGCUCCAGGUAGCGCUGGCCUUUUCCAUGCAGCUAUCCUAGAGUCUGGUACAAGUCACACUGGUGCAUUCUUUCAGCAUACGGAGGAUGCUUACAAGUACUACGACUGGCUUGCACAAGAGGUUCUGGGUUGUAAAGACGGCAACGAUAUGGAAUGUCUUCGUGCUGCUGAUGCGACCAAGUUUACUCUUCCGGAGGGUAUUCGUUUUGAUCCCGCAGCCGCUCCUGAAUGGGCGUCUCCCAUCUUCCCGGUGAUGCCUGUUGGUCCUGUUAUUGACGGAGUUGCUCUACCUGAUGUUCCGCUGGAGGUCGUCCGUGCUGGCAAGCACAAUAAGGUGCCUACUAUCGCUGGUGUAAACCAUGAUGAAGGAACUGGUUUUGUUCUCACGCUGAAGGCUCUAGUCCCGAACGUUCCGCUUCUACCAACUGAGGAGUCAGUUGAGGAUACUAUCUAUUACGUUUUGCAGGACGAAAAUGCUGUACAAGAAGCAAUGGGCCUCUACCAUCCAGAUAAUUUCGCUUUGCUCUAUGGUGAAGAGAACCUUGGCUUCGAGCUGGCCUCUCAAAUGAUCCGAGAUGCCAUCUUUCAUUGUCCUACGAUGGCUUUAGCUAAGGCUCUUUCAGAUCAAGGUGGUGACAGCUAUGUGUAUGGUUUUGAUAUGAAUCCUCUGUUCCCGAAGAGGGUCGGGAACAUCAACACUGGCAACAUCCCUGGUAUGAGCUUUGGCAACUUCAGUGUGACGCAGAUAGGUACGUUCCAUUCUGCGGAGAUCCCCUUUGUCUUCAAGAGUUUCACAGACAAACCAGUCAGUGUAAAGAACCCAGAUAUGUACGACUUGUACAUGGGUCAUCCUCCUCGCAGUCGUGGUGAUGCUUAUCACAACGUCUCCGAUCAGUUCUCUUGCAUGUGGGCUAAUAUGGCUGAAAGUGCUUCUCCUGUUGAUGGUGAUGCUGUCUGUCCUGCUGAGCCUUCUUUGACGAGAUGGGGUAAGUAUAUGGAAAGUGAUGAGAGUCCUCUAGGUCAGUAUCUCCAUAUUGGCAAGGACAGUAUAGAGAUGAGGAAGAUUCGUGAAGACAACCAAUAUCCAGAUUCGGAGUUUCCGAGUACCGAGAUCUGUGCGUUUUGGGAUACCCAUCCUAUUGUGUUUCACAACUUGAGGUCUGAUUUGACUACUACGUCUACCUUCGUUCAAGUGUGA